Messenger RNA from Hemibagrus wyckioides, 4136 nucleotides. It is a transcript of the gene adgrg4a, whose product is annotated as adhesion G protein-coupled receptor G4a. Lineage: Eukaryota; Metazoa; Chordata; Actinopteri; Siluriformes; Bagridae. The coding region runs from base 173 to 3577 and encodes 1134 amino acids. Gene Ontology annotation, molecular function: G protein-coupled receptor activity. Gene Ontology annotation, cellular component: membrane. The record is from RefSeq and is a predicted model, not a curated record. Gene Ontology annotation, biological process: cell surface receptor signaling pathway; adenylate cyclase-activating G protein-coupled receptor signaling pathway. The transcript has 25 exons.
CACAAUAACUUCCUUUGCUUUCAUACCAGAGAUCAAAACGCAUGGCCUGACUUCAGUAUACAAGGAUAUCUGCCUUGCAUUGGAUGGUUUAUUGUUACAUUUUUGACAUUUUCCAUGUCAUACGAAGAUGUCGUAGCUCAGAAGAAAUAUCCUGUUUCACAAGACUCUGACCAUGGGCAAACUUAAGAAAUGCCUGACUUUUACUGUUUGUGCAUGGAUAUUUGGGAGCUAUCUCUUAUGUUCAGUUUCUGCCAAUCCCAGCCUCUGGGGAAAGAAGGUGGACUUUGUAGGUUUCAGGUCAUGUCAUUGGCAGCUGAGCAAAACCUUUAAUAUACCCUCUUUAUUGGAACUGAGUGUGUGUGUUGACAUCAAGCGAUGGAUCAGCACUCCAGAAUGGACUGCUUUUGUGUACACUAAGCCGGGAGGACACAAUAUCGAGCUUGGCUUAGGUGGAAUAGGGGGUAAUUUGAAAGCCUGGCUUUUUGGCUAUAAAUGGAUGGUUGCACAUGAGCUGCCCCUUGAGAGUUGGCACACAAUUUGUAUGACAUGGUCAAAUCUCACUCGAAAUUUCCAGCUGAUUAUUAAUGGCACAGUUUACUUAAAUUCUAAGGUAAAUGAUUCAAUGCCCAGUAGCCUGGCUCCGAAUGGCACUCUGACAUUGGGGGUAUCUCACAGAAUUGUUGGUGGAGUUAUGGUUUUUGAGACAGGAAAAAAUUUGCUUGGAGAAAUGACGCUGUUCCGUAUGUGGGGAUUGGUACUGACCCCACAACAGCUUACUGAUUUGAAGUGUAUUAGUGGAAACAUUGUAACCUGGAGCAUGAAUACCUGGGAGUAUCAAAGCUGUCCGCCCAUAAUCGACCACAAGCUAAAGUGUGAAUGUCCAAAGUAUAGGAUAAAUAUGGAAAUGUCCAUUACACAAAAGAUGAUUUAUAAUCUAAGUUUUGGUGAGAUCAAGGAAAUCACAAAGCAGUGGCUGAAGAAUAUUUUCCCUUCGAACAUUUUAGUGAAUUAUGUUUUCAUAUCAUAUCUGAGCCAAACAUCAGAAAAAAACAGACAACUCAUCGGACAGAAGAACACUGAAAUUAAGGAUGGAAGAAAUUUGUUACCUAAAACUGAAUGGUUCAGAGGUCUGGUGUAUGUGACAGUGAAUCCUCCAGCUGCUGUAGAUGACACCCAGGCUCUGCUUUCGACACUGUUAAUACCCACCUACAACCACAAUGAUCACAUCAUCCUAGAGACGGAUCUGGCCUCUGUGAACAUCCUUCCACAAGAAUUUAUAGACACUUUUUAUAGAGUUCAUAUGAACCUUACAAUGAACGUUUCAGUGGGGGACACAUCUGAGACCAUUCUACUCUGGCUUCGGCAAACAUUGGGAGGAAUCCACAAAAUGAAAGUUGUAAAUUUCAAGCUAACCAGUGUUCCUAAGUAUAGCUGCACCUUCCAUGUCCAGGCCCCACCUUCAGUGAAUGUCACUGAAACCAAACAAAAUAUUUUUGACCUUAUUACACAAGGAUUUGCAAAUGGUUCCAUCACAAUUAUUGUCUCAGCUGAUGAGAUCAUCAUUUUACACAUAGAGCCUGGGUUCUGUCCAGAGGAUACCACUAUAACAGUUUAUGGACAGUAUAGUUGGCCUGCCACAGCAGCAGAGGACAAGUAUAUGAUGAAGUGUGAGAAGGGAAAUGAAUUUGCUGUAAGAUUUUGUAAACUAGAUGGCAGCACUGAUGCAGCAAUUUGGGAUCUCCCAGACUUGUUCAUGUGUGACAAAGUUAUGACAGACAUCAGUGACUUAGAAAACAUCCCAGUUACACCAGACAACUCAGCUGACAUUGUGGUCAUGAUAGAGAAUUUACUGCAGAACCAAACAGACUUGAGUCCUUCUGAGCUGGACACUGUGUUGCAGAAACUGUCUGAUGUCACAAAUGUCGGUAUCAUGACGACUCAGUUAGCGAACAGCAUUAUAAACGUGGUUUCAGACCUCUUUUAUUCCACAUCUUUUCUUUCUGAAGCCACAAAUGAAAUUCUUUCUAUCACUGACCAAGUUGGAACUAGGGUGGAUUUCUCUGGAGAAUUUCACAACACCACAGUUCCUUCAUUGGCACUGCAGCUCAUCAAUCUUGAGCCACAGCUUUUCCAAGGACUCACAUUUGGAGUUUCCUCAUUUCAGACAAACCUUCCUCCUGAGAUAUUUCUUAAAGAGAACUUUAGUGAGCAGUGUAACAGUGGCACUGUGGCAUCCAUAUCCUUACCUGAUGCCCUGGAGACCUUUUUCCCCCAGAGCAGCAAAAGUCGUGUUCAGUUUCAUUUCUAUGGUACAGAACGUCUAUUCCAGGACCAGCUGAGUAGCCUGGUGCUGAAUUCCUACGUGGUUUCUGCCAGUGUAACCAAUACAAGUGUGAGCGACCUGAGGGAACCAGUCAUAAUCACUCUCCUCCAUCUUCGGCUCAAACAGGACCAGGACACUGUCCAGUGUGUCUACUGGAACUUAGAGAGGAACUAUGGAAGAGGUGGUUGGGAUGAUACUGGAUGUCAGGUUAAAUACAGCAAUGCCACUCAUACUUCAUGCCUCUGUUUUCACCUCACACAUUUUGGAGUGCUGCUGGAUAUAUCCAAAACACCAAUAAACCCCAAAGAUGAUAUGAUUCUCACAGUCAUCACAUACUUGGGUUGUGGCUUGUCCUCCAUCUUUCUAGGCAUCACUGUGUUGACUUAUAUGGCCUUUGAAAAGCUGCGGCGAGAUUACCCAUCUAAGAUCCUUAUCAAUCUUUCAGGGGCCUUGCUGGGUCUCAACAUGCUCUUUCUGAUUAACUCUUGGCUUGCUUCAUUUAACAGCUAUGGCCUCUGUAUUGCAGUGGCUGCCAUUCUUCACUAUUUCUUUUUGGCCACGUUCACUUGGAUGGGACUUGAGGCGAUUAACAUGUACCUGGCUUUUGUGAAAGUCUUUAACGUCUAUGUUCCCUCCUACAUUCUUAAAUUCUGUGCUCUUGGAUGGGGGUUACCUCUGAUAAUUGUCAGUGUUGUGCUUGCUGUGGAUAAAACCUGCUACGGUAAUACUCAAUCCCUCCUAUCAACUGAAGAGCUCUCAUCUUUCUGCUGGUUGCAGAAUAACGUAGCGUUCUAUGUGACAGUGGUGGCAUUUGUGGUGCUGAUCCUGGUCUGCAACAUCAGCGUGUUUGGUGUGGUGCUGGUGCAGAUACGAGGCAUGCAGCUUAGUAAAGAAGCAAGCCGCUGCAGCAGAAUGCUGCAUGAAAUGCGUGUGGUGGCCAGUCUCACCUUUCUGCUGGGUCUCACCUGGAUGCUGGCUUUCUUCACCUGGGGCCCGAUGCAAGUCCCUUUCCUCUACAUCUUCUCACUCCUCAAUACUCUUCAAGGCUUUUUUAUAUUUCUGUUCCACUGCCUGAUGAAAGAGAAUGUACGUAAGCAAUGGAGAAUUCACUUAUGCUGUGGAAGAUUGAAACUCCGUCGCUACUCAGACUGGAGUGGUACAGUGACGCUGGGUGGUAGAGCAAAGAGUGUAAAACCAUCUGAAACUACAAGUGAAAGGAAGAUUUCCAGUAGCAGCCAGAAAAAUGAAAAUUAAAGGAAAGAGACGGCAGCAUUCACAAUCCAGUCUGGAAGCUCCACUGUACCCAAUAUGUCUGCUAAACUAAAAUGAAGACAGUGAGCAAUUGAUUCUGUACAAUUACAUUACUUUUAUUAUGCAGUCUUUUUAUUAUGUUUUUUUUUUUUUUUUUUGUUUUUUUUUUUACGCAAGCUUCUAUGUUUGAAUACUCUAUAAAAAAGGUUGUUAAUGUCAAGAAACUAUAUACUGUUGAUCAUUUAUUGUAUUGUACACCUUCUGGUGGUUAAAGCAGUGUGUAUACAUCAAAUAAUUUGUUGAGUGUAUAUGCAGUAGAUAAAACAUACAUGGCUUUAUGUUUUUUUGUACACUACAACAUACAUUUGAUGUAGUGGUGCAGCUGACUCUUCAUGCUGCCUCAGUAACACAAACACAGACUCAAACACACAACUUAACGUUCUGUCUAUGACUGGCACUGUUGAAUGAGUACAAGUCACGUUCAGUGUUGGAUUUAUUGCUAUUCUUGCCAUGUUUGGCUGUGUUGUUAAAACAAAUGUGGCCUAUAGUAGAGUUCUGGACA